AAUUGAAACGAAACUAUAAUUCCUUACCUAAUUUUAUUUUUAAUUUAUCAUUAAUAAUAUCAAUUGUAACAUACAAAUAAUUGUAGUUAUCUAUAAUUUAUUUCCAUAUUUCUAAUAAAUAGUAAUAUAUGUAUAUAAAAGCUUCGUAUUUAAACUUUAAAAUUUAUGCGUAACUCCGACUAUUACUUCCAGUACCAUAAACGUUUUAUGACGUUGAAGACUGAGGGAGUUAGUUUUCAUUGAUAUAUUAUUUAUUCCUUCUCUUUAAGAUUGUUUUACAAUGCCUCACCAAUGUAAUUGUGGUGUUACACACAAUGAUGCAGAAUUAGGUGUACAAUAUAAUCUAUAUCAAAAAAUUGAUGUAGAAAAUAUAGAAUGUUUAAAUGAAUUUGAAGAAGCUACCGGAGCUACUGUAUUUAAACCAUGGGAAAAUAGACUGGACAGAAAUAAAUAUGUUGAAAGUGAUAUGGAUAAUGAACUUCUAUUUAACAUUCCGUUUACAGGAAAUAUAAAAUUAAAAGGCCUCAUUAUUAUUGGAGGAGAAGAUGAUUUGCAUCCAAAUAAAGUAAAAUUGUAUAAAAAUAGACCACAUAUGACAUUUGAUGAUGUAGCUACAGAACCUGAACAAGAAUUUGAAUUAUGUGUAGACACAAUGGGAGUACAUGAAUAUUCUCUUAAGGUGGUUAAAUUCUCAUCUGUACAUCAUUUAAGUUUGUACUUUACUGGUACUGAAAGAACAGAUAAAAUAAAACUUUAUUAUAUCGGAUUAAAAGGUGAAUGGACACCUUCACAUCAUCAUGGUGUUACAAUUUGUACCUAUGAAUUACGUCCUCAAAUGAGUGAUCACCCAAAAGGACAUAACGAAGAUAUUAAUAGAACAGUUAGUUGAUUUUAUAACAGAAAAUUGAUAGAAGAUGUACUCUGCAUUAGUAAAGAAAAUAAUUUCAAAAUCUAAUAAAUGUUUAUAUUCAAUUCA
Molecule: messenger RNA, 976 nt
Organism: Bombus huntii
Lineage: Eukaryota; Metazoa; Arthropoda; Insecta; Hymenoptera; Apidae
Product: PITH domain-containing protein GA19395
Exons: 6
Coding region: 281-889 (202 amino acids)
Cellular component (GO): nucleus
Source: RefSeq, a predicted model, not a curated record